CAGAGAUUUAAAAACACAAUGAAUUGAAUGACAAUCGAGUCGUCGAUUGGUUUCAAUAGUUUUGUUAUAUAUUUGUUGUUAUCAUUGAAUCCAUAGUUUAAUUGGAGUCUAAUUGCAGUCAUUGUAAUCGCAUAGAAAUGGCACUAAACGGUCGGAUCACUGAAAACAGUGUUUUGUAUCGUUUGUAUCCAUUGAGUGAAUGCAAGGAAUCGCUGAACUCAUACAUCCGCAAGAGUUACACCUAUUUAGCCAAAUAUAUAUCUCUUCACAUUUGGCACAACCAGUCCUUCCAGUUAUCCGUCGCCACCGACUCUUAUGAAUUUGAGACAAGACUUCCGACCAUUCGUGAGGCCAUCGCUUAUAUCCGCCAAAACCCAGACACCACGAGAUCUCACGACUUGAUCCAGAAGUCGAUUCUCAAGCGAAUCGAUUGCUUCCCCAAACGUAUCCGCGAACACCAGCACAGAGUCCACUGUUAUGUUCCCAUCGGAGUGGCGGCGCUUCUCAAGCAGAGGCCGUCACUGAUCUCGUGGGCCGUCAACGCCUUCUACAGCCGAACGCCGGACGAUCUGAAGGCCUGUCAGGCGAUGAAGUAUUUUCCACCCGAAUGUCGAGUCAUGCGGUGCCUAACCAUCACUCGAUGUCUUUACGCUCAGCUGAUGUCACAACAGUAUUCUCCGGACGCGAGAGUGGGCUGGGAUUUGCCGCCAAACAACUCCCGGGACUAUAAGUCACACGACUUGGGAGUGAAGAUCGCGUCGGGCUUUGAAAUAUUGAUCUCCAACUGCAAGACUGCUCUCAAUGGAAACUCCAAUCAAAUAGACUUCCCCUCAGACCGACGAUGGCUUGCAUUCCACAAGAGUUUGACUAAAAACGGAUACUUUGGUAAAGAGUUAAACGGUUCCCAAAAGUACGCGGAACUCAUGAAAAGCGCUGAAAACUAUUUCUCGGAUCUGAUUAUCAAUAACGACGAGAAUUGCGACGAUUUCUCGGAUGGCUUUGUGUCGAAAGGGGAGACAAUUCUGCAAAUCCUAAGAUCACUGGAAAUCGACGACAAAGAGUUCGAAAGCGAGGCUAAAAACUUGCCGAAAGAAGACUCGGAUGACUGGCUUCACAUUAAUGGCGAUGAAUUGGACGCAAUGUUAUCGGAAAAGUUUUGCUCAAAACCUAAUCAACAGUCAAACGAUUGCUCAGACCUGUCAGACCUGUCCACACAAAUCCCGGCUACUCUUAAGGCGUUUGUGUCGAACCACAAGUCGGGUCUCAAAGGGGCGGAAGCGCCCAAACAUUCCUCGAGAACGUCGACCGCGAAGAUUCAGUUCAAUGAAGACUCGUUUACAGACGCGUUGAGUACAGUGUUGUCGCUGAAGAUCCCACACUCGGACACGGAUUCCUCGGAGUCUGGUAUGAGUGACUACAGCGAUGGCGACGACUCCAUCGACAGCGAUGACGACUGCUAUCAAAACGAAUUGUUAAAGUCGGAGACCACUAACGGAUCCACUAAUGGAUCCACUAAUGGAUUGAUGAAUGAGAUGAAUGAUUAUAUGAAAGCAAUGGAUCAACAGUUGGCCGAAACAUCUGUCGGUCAGAGCUUUGAGCGCAGAACUGAUGGACACGAGGCCAACGAUGGAUACAAAGCGGUUGACAUUGAUUUGAAUGCAUUGACUAAUAUCCUGGAGUCGUAUAGCGCUGAGUGUGGAGUUCCCGGACCGGCCACUGCUCUGUUCAGUACAAUGGGAGUGAAAUUACCCGACGAUACCGACUCUGAUGAUGACUAA
Messenger RNA from Oppiella nova, 1778 nucleotides. The record is from the annotation of a GenBank genome assembly. NCBI's taxonomy places the organism in Eukaryota, Metazoa, Arthropoda, Arachnida, Sarcoptiformes, Oppiidae.